AUGGUUCUGGCAAGAUGGUGGCCGAGUUUCUGGGCUGCGGCGACUGCUGGGGUCCAGCGGCCGGGCUCUAGCUGUGUCCAGGGGAUCAGGUGGGCGGGCGGGAGCAGCUUGUCCCCGGGAAAGGAGCGAAUUGACAGAUGUGCGGUAGGAGGUCCCUGGUCGGCCUCAUCUUCUGUACCUGCUAUCUGGCUUCUUACCUCACGAACAAGGUGGCAGACAUUCAUCGGUGGACUUUUGCUUCAUGUGUCAUGGAAGCUGGGCUGGGUGGAGAUCAACAGCAGUUCAAGAUCUAAUGUUUUGACGUGGCUUCCUGCUUCGGUGCUGUUUGUGGGUAUAAUCUAUGCUGGAUCCAGAGCCUUGUCCAGACUGGCCAUUCCUGUGUUUCUCACUUUGCAUAAUGUAGCUGAAGUUAUCAUCUGUGGCUACCAGAAGUGUUUUCGGAAGGAGAAGACAUCUCCUGUAAAGAUCUGUAGCGCCCUCUUCCUGCUGGCCGCGGCAGGGUGCCUUCCCUUCAAUGACUCCCAGUUUGAUCCAGAUGGAUAUUUUUGGGCUGUAAUUCACUUCUUCUGUGUAGGAGCUUAUAAAAUACUACAGAAGUUCCAGAAACCCAGUGCACUAAGUGACAUUGACCAGCAGUAUUUAAACUAUAUAUUCAGCGUGGCGCUCCUGGCAUUUGCAUCUCAUCCCACAGGUGAUCUCUUCAGUGUCCUGGACUUCCCGUUCCUGUAUUUCUACAGAUUCCAUGGCAGCUGCUGUGCCAGUGGAUUUUUAGGAUUCUUUCUCAUGUUCAGUAUAGUGAAGCUAAAAAGCCUUCUGGCCCCAGGACAGUGUGCAGCCUGGAUUUUCGUUGCUAAGCUGAGACUUCAAGCCAGAUUUACAGAGGCUGUAGUGGAGCAACCUGGGGCCUCUGGAGCCCGAAGAGAACUAGCCACGGAGUUCUCCUGUAGCAGUAGAACCGUCAGGCAGAGAGACAAAGGUACCGCCGUAUUGGAGAAGACCACUCCCCUCUCUGGCUACACAUCUGAUAGGACAGUUUCCGCCUUAGCUGCUGGAGCCACACACACCCAGGCCCUGAGGGGGCAGCAGAUGUAA
Messenger RNA from Nycticebus coucang (slow loris), 1092 nucleotides. Its product is annotated as transmembrane protein 241-like. The coding region runs from base 1 to 1092 and encodes 363 amino acids. Gene Ontology annotation, molecular function: antiporter activity. NCBI's taxonomy places the organism in Eukaryota, Metazoa, Chordata, Mammalia, Primates, Lorisidae. The transcript is spliced from 3 exons. The record is from RefSeq and is a predicted model, not a curated record. Gene Ontology annotation, cellular component: Golgi apparatus.